CUUCUAAACCCCAAACAGGCCGAACUGCUGUGCAUUUUGUUUUUGUGUGGCAUUUUUUUUUACUGUUUUUAUAAUCUCGAUGGACUGUUGACUGUUUGGAUAAAUGUUCAUAUGCGGACCCGACCGCCUUUGCUUCCUGUAUUUGAAUUAUCUUAUUGAAUAAUUCAGCCGAGAAAGGAAUCUGAAAUGAAAGGCUCCAUACCUUGAAAUUGCUUCGGAAGGCUCUCUACUUAAGUAUUGCAUAAUCAAGAUGGGUUUUUUUUUAAAAAAAGGUCAAUAUUACUUUGCUCUUUGGGAGGGUGAAGUUGGGAGAUAAGUCAGUGAUUCACCAACCAAUCCUAGACAUAUUGUUUGAAAACCAGCUUUAUGAAGUGGAAACCUGACUAUGACAGUGCAGCGUCUGAGUAUGCCAAAGCAGCCGUCGCCUUCAAAAAUGCAAAGCAGUACGACCAAGCGAAGGAUGCAUACCUGCGAGAAGCUGAGUCACAUCAGAACAAUCGAGCCUUUUUCCAUGCUGCUAAAGCAUAUGAACAGGCUGGAAUGAUGUUGAAGAGCAAGGUCUUCUCCAAGCGUGGGGCAUCCAAGCAGGAGAUGCAGCAGUUGGGAGAGGCAGUUCUUCUUAUUGAGAAAGCCAGUAUGAUGUUCAUAGAGAACGGAACCCCAGACACAGCUGCCAUGGCACUGGACCGCGCUGGAAAACUGAUAGAGAAUGUAAACUUGAACAAAGCUGUGGAGCUUUACCAACAGGCUGCUUCAGUGUUUGAAAAUGAAGAGCGCUUGCGUCAGUCUGUUGAAUUGCUGGGAAAAGUCUCACGUCUGCUGGUCAGGUCUCGCAGACUUGAUGAGGCUGCAGUAUCACUUCUGAAGGAAAAGAACAUGUAUAAGGAGAUCGAGAACUACCCAACUUGUUUUAAGAAAACAAUUGCACAAGUCCUGGUUCAACUGCACAGGAAUGACUAUGUAGCUGCAGACAAAUGUGUUCGAGAAAGUUAUAGUAUACCUGGGUUUAAUGGAAGCGAAGACGCCAUUGCACUGGAACAGUUACUGGAAGGAUUUGAUGAACAAGACCAGGACCAGGUCUCUGCAAUCUGUAACUCGCCUCUCUUCAAAUACAUGGAUAAUGAUUAUGCUAAGCUGGCCCUGAGUUUGAGAGUCCCAGGAGGGGGAGUGAAGAAGUCUCCUGCAUCACCUCAAGAAGCUGCUGGAACAACGGGAAAGGCUGCAAGUCACGCUGCGGAAGAUGACGACGAGUAUUCCUCUGGAUUGUGUUAGUCGUGGACAUCCCAGUUCGACAUAACGGGUUGCAUCGAGUUGUUUUUAAGGAAGGCCAAAGCUGUUGUGUAUUUUUGUCCCUUCAGGCAACCUGCUGCCUGUGAUAUUCUGAUUUGAGUAAUAAUGAUAUAAGAGAGGCAUCUUUAACCUUGUGAAGGAUCCAUACUUUUUUGCCACCAUUUCCAUUUGCUCAAUUGUGGAUUUAUGUAUAAUUUCACAGAUAAUAGUAUUCAGAAUUAUAUCUCAACUAUAACCUUAAAGGUGUGGUUUCCUUUGGUUCCAAAUAAGGGUAUUUCAAAUCAGUGAAAAGAAAAUCUGGGUUUAAAAGUGGCUCCUCACAAAUGUCAAUCUACACUGAAAUCAAAAUAAUUUAUUAUGUAUUGUACCAUUCCAAGAAAGAUGCUACAUCUGAUUUUCAGGUUAUUGAGUUAUUUAAUGAUGGCAGCCAACAUUUAAGGAAUGCUAAGGAAACAUUUAAAAAUGUGCUUCAUCAUUUUUUUUCCAGUUCUAUUGAAAUUUGACAUACAGUUGUAGACUUCAUACAGAGUUACUACAUAUUUAAGUUUGUACAGAGCUAGUUGUAAAGUGUUCUGUGUACUUGUGGCCCUGAAUAUAAAUACACAUGAUGUUUGCACAUGCUCAUGAAUUGACUGUUGAAUGAGUGUCAAUAUUUCUCUGAAGUCUUGCCUAAUUCAAUUGACAAACAAUAGUGUCUGCAUGUUUCUGCAAUUAUCAUUUUAAUGUAUUCUGAUUUAAAAAUUCCAUAAGACUAUUUUCCAAAUAUGAAUUUAUAGUUAUAAUAAUUUUAAAUGAAACCAUCAUUAAAAGUCACUGGAACUUUUGAAGGCAGAAUCUCCUAAGGAUUGAGAUGGUCAUUUUUUCAGCUCAUUGUUGCAGUGAGAGGACACCAUGCAGACCAGGAACUGCAUGCUAUUGAUUAUUUAUCUUUGUAUCUAGAGAUGAAGCAGUGUAAAUGUAUAAGAAAAACUGCUUUGUUCUAUGUGCAACAUUUGAAAUCUUGUGCAAUGUAAAGUAUUGUAAUUACCUGGAA
Callorhinchus milii (elephant shark) is the source of this 2323-nucleotide messenger RNA. It is a transcript of the gene napgb, whose product is annotated as N-ethylmaleimide-sensitive factor attachment protein, gamma b. The coding region runs from base 367 to 1272 and encodes 301 amino acids. Gene Ontology annotation, molecular function: soluble NSF attachment protein activity; syntaxin binding. The transcript has 13 exons. Gene Ontology annotation, biological process: intracellular protein transport. Lineage: Eukaryota; Metazoa; Chordata; Chondrichthyes; Chimaeriformes; Callorhinchidae. Gene Ontology annotation, cellular component: SNARE complex; vacuolar membrane. The record is from RefSeq and is a predicted model, not a curated record.